AGCUAUUGCUGCUGUCACUAGUGUGUGCGGGAGGGUGUCUUGCUGCUGUCACUAGUGUGUGCGGGAGGGGGCCUGGACACACGUGCUGCGCUGCCGCUGAGAGCACCAACAUGGCCGCCUCCGCCGCACCGGAGCAGCAGGAAAGAGAUGAAAUGGAAAGUUAUGAAACGUUUAUCCAGAAAAAGGAACAGCUUACCGCGCAGGAGUUUUAUGGAGAGGAUAGUGACGAAGAAAAUGAUGAUGAUGAAGAGGAUGAUUGGUAUUGGGAAGACAGCGGUGCUAAUCUCACAAAGCACUAUUCCUCUACAAGAGCAAGCAAUCCUCAGGCCAACAGACAGCGUAUACAUAACAACUCAUCUAAGGCAUAUAUCGCGACGGACAAAGUCUUGCAGAAGUAUGAAAAUAAAAUUUAUCUUGGUAAACUUAAUCUUUCAGACUCCGUUAUGAAUAAAGUCACUGAAAAAUCAAGACAGAAGGAUGCAGACACGUAUCGGGUUAAGGAUAAGUCUGACAGGGCUACUGUGGAACAGGUAUUGGAUCCUAGAACACGGAUGAUUCUCUUUAAGAUGUUAACAAGAGGGGUUAUAUCAGAAAUCAAUGGCUGUAUCAGCACAGGCAAAGAAGCGAAUGUUUACCAUGCUAGCACUUCAGAUGGAGAGAGCCGAGCAAUAAAAAUUUUCAAAACAUCAAUCUUGAUGUUUAAAGAUCGUGAUAAAUACGUGAGUGGGGAAUUCAGGUUUCGACAUGGCUAUUGCAAAGGGAACCCUCGAAAAAUGGUUAAAACAUGGGCAGAAAAGGAAAUGAGAAAUUUAAUAAGGUUGAACACUGCAUCAAUACCCUGUCCAGAACCGAUUAUGCUGAGAAGCCAUGUUCUUGUCAUGGGAUUUAUUGGUAAAAAUGAGAUGCCUGCUCCUUUGUUGAAGAAUGUCCAGUUGUCAGAUUCUAAGGCCCGAGAGAUUUACUUGGACGUUAUACACUACAUGAGAAGAAUGUACCAGGAUGCCAGGCUUGUGCAUGCAGAUCUCAGUGAAUUUAACAUGCUAUUUAACAAUGGACAGGUAUAUAUAAUUGAUGUAUCUCAGUCAGUGGAACAUGAUCACCCGCAUGCUUUGGAAUUCCUACGGAAGGACUGUGGUAAUGUAAAUGAUUUCUUUGUAAAGUAUGGAGUUGCAGUAAUGACUGUGCGAGAGCUGUUCGAGUUCAUUACAGAUCCAUCAAUUACUCCGGAUUACAUGGAUGCUUAUCUAGAGAAGGCAAUGGAGAUAGCUGCUCAAAGAACAGAAGAACAAAGAUCAAGUCAGGAUAAGGUUGAUGAAGAGGUCUUCAAAAAAGCGUACAUUCCCAGAACUCUGAAUGAGGUGAAGAACUUCGAGAGGGAUGUAGAUCUAAUGCACAAGUUGAAAGAGGAAGAUAUGUCACUUAACACGCAGCAGGAUAAUAUUCUGUAUCAGACUGUGACUGGCCUGAAGAAAGAUUUGUCAGGUGCUGAGACGGUACCAGCGUUACUGCAGACCUGUGAUGAUGAACAGCAGGAGGAAUCAGACUCUGACGCUAACAGUGAAGAUGAGGUCGCUACAGACUCUGAAGAAGAAACUCACCCAAAAGAUCAAAGUACUAACCCAGAAGUGGAUAAAAAGGAAAGAAAAAAAAUGAUCAAAGACGCACAGAGGGAGAAGAGGAAGAACAAGAUUCCAAAACAUGUGAAAAAAAGAAAAGAGAAAACUGCAAAAACAAAGAAAGGCAAAUAGAGAAUUUGCUGAUGUGCAGCAAGGUCCAAUACAGACGUGCUGUGUAACACAUCCAUCUUACAGAUGAGUUGGUAACAUUACACUGUGUGUAUCGGCAUUCAUUGCUUAAAUAGUCACAUCCACAGCUGGCCACAAAACAUCUGCCCAGUGGGAAUAUCCUCAAACCAAGUUUUGGAAAAACACUUUACUAUUUUUUUGUAAAUGGAAUAUAUAUAUUUGAGUGUAUGUAUUUUAAAAAUAAAUAUGUAUGAUUAUGAGUAUA
Pseudophryne corroboree (corroboree frog) is the source of this 2010-nucleotide messenger RNA. It is a transcript of the gene RIOK1, whose product is annotated as RIO kinase 1. Gene Ontology annotation, molecular function: protein serine/threonine kinase activity; ATP binding. The record is from RefSeq and is a predicted model, not a curated record. The coding region runs from base 111 to 1748 and encodes 545 amino acids. The transcript has 17 exons. Gene Ontology annotation, biological process: maturation of SSU-rRNA. Lineage: Eukaryota; Metazoa; Chordata; Amphibia; Anura; Myobatrachidae. Gene Ontology annotation, cellular component: preribosome, small subunit precursor; cytosol.